GUGUAAUGUUAUUUCAACCGAACAUCCCCAUAUAUAUAUUGACCAUUUAACCUAAGCCUGGAGAGAAACCCCUAGAAUUUCAAAAGAAUUUCAACAGAGAGAUUAAACAAUAACGAUGUUAAGGCAAACAGCGAGAAGGUCUCUUUUAGGGAUUUUUUCAUGAAACUCUAAACCAUUCCCUAUUGCUUCUCGAAUGUACCAUCCAAUUGUGAUCGACCAUUUUGAUAAUCCCCGAAACGUUGGAUCAUUCAAUAAGAAUGAUCCUAACGUUGGCACUGAAUUUGUAGGAGCUCCUGCCUGUGGAGAUCUAAUGAAGCUUCAGGUUAAGUUUGAUGGUUCCGGUAAAAUCGUUGAUGCUCGAUUCAAGACCUUUGGUUGAGGCUCCGCCAUUGCCGCUUCCUCCCUUGGUAUCGCGACUGAAUGGGUCAAGGGAAAAUCCAUGGAGGAAGUCUUAACCAUAAAGAACUCGCAAAUCGCAAAGCAUCUAUUUUUGCCACCGGUAAAGCUACAUUGCAGUAUGCUCGCAGAAGACGCCAUCAAAGCAGCAGUUAAAGACUACCAGAAGAAGCAAGCCGAGGCUAAUGGAGAAACCUUUAAGGCCUGAUUACACCAAACUGUAUUUUGGAUCAUGAGAUGAAACUGAGGGAUGUAAUCGAAGAAGAGUUUUCAACUUAUUGUUAUGUUUGGUUGAUCUAGUUUUGAGCUGUACUUGUUAA
Molecule: messenger RNA, 716 nt
Organism: Brassica oleracea var. oleracea
Lineage: Eukaryota; Viridiplantae; Streptophyta; Magnoliopsida; Brassicales; Brassicaceae
Product: iron-sulfur cluster assembly protein 3
Exons: 3
Biological process (GO): iron-sulfur cluster assembly; intracellular iron ion homeostasis
Cellular component (GO): cytoplasm; mitochondrial matrix
Molecular function (GO): ferrous iron binding; 2 iron, 2 sulfur cluster binding
Source: RefSeq, a predicted model, not a curated record